AUGUCCUCCAGGCGAUUUUCGACGACUUUGCGCUGCUUGCAUAUCCCGGAGCUCGUACUGCUGAUCUGCGCGGAGCUCAGAGAUGCGGAGUGCCACAAAUCAUUGGCGGUGUUUGCGUUGUGUUGCAGAUCUGUGUGCGAGCCCGCACUCGAUGUAUUGUGGGAUGAGCAGUAUUCACUGGUUGGGCUGACGACGGUGCUGUCUUGUCAUCUACCUGGGGAUGAUCUGCAGCGGCACGGGAGGAAGGUAAUGUAUACUCUAUGCAGUCGUUGA
This is a messenger RNA of Schizophyllum commune H4-8, 273 nucleotides long. RefSeq lists its product as uncharacterized. The coding region runs from base 1 to 273 and encodes 90 amino acids. The transcript has a single exon. Lineage: Eukaryota; Fungi; Basidiomycota; Agaricomycetes; Agaricales; Schizophyllaceae. The record is from RefSeq and is a predicted model, not a curated record.